AUCAUGUCGGCGACACAUGAUAUAGCAUAUGAGGAGAAGCAGGUGUAUGAUGCUACCGUCCAUGAUGUACCCAGCGAUGGUGCUUCCUCCAUUGACACCAUUACUGCUUUGGUGAACGAAGGUAUGAUAUCUCGACUCCCCGAUCUGACCUCUACCCUCAUAGCCUCUCGAGCCAAUUCACUAACAAUGUCUGCCUCGCANGACCACACCCAUGAAAUCAAACUCCGUACCAUGAGUUGGCAGAAGUGCGCGGCUCUACUUUGCGGUGAUCAGGUUUGCCUGGCAAUCAUGGCACAAUCUUGGUCUCUGUCUGUUCUCGGCUGGGUUCCUGGUAUCAUCACCAUGCUGGUCUCUGGAGUUCUGUUCUACAUCACCUCGCUCACGAUGCACAAAUUCAUCAUGAAGAACCCUUCGAUCCGCGACAUUUGCGAUUUUGGAUACUUUGCGUUUGGAAAGAGUCGUCUGGCCUACGAGUUCACAGGAUUUAUGUUACUCGCCAACAACAUCCUCCUCAUCGGCUUCCACGUCCUCACCGGCGCAAAGAUCCUCAACACACUCAGCGACCACAGCAUGUGUACCGUAAUCUUUUCGGUAAUCGUCACCAUCAUGGGAGUGGUGAUGAGUGUACCCAGAACGCUGAAUCAUGUUUCGUUCAUGAGCAUGUUUAGUGCUGCAUGCAUGGGAAUUGCCAUUUUGCUGUUCCUCGUGUUUGCGGGUAUCGAAGAGGCGCCUGGGUAUGGGUACAAUGGUGUUUAUCCCAAGGCUGGUGCUGUAAAGACUUAUGCUUUCCCACCGGCGGGGACUACGUGGGUUGCUUGUAUGAAUGCGGUACUUAACAUCACUUUCCUUUGGGUACCGCAAAUCCUCUUCCCGAGUUUCAUCGCCGAAAUGGAAAGACCGCAAGAUUUCCCCAAGGCCCUGGCUGUUCUGGCAGGCAUCUCUGGAUUCCUCUUCAUCGUCCCUCCAGCCAUUGGAUUCAGAUAUCUCGGACAAUACGCUACCGCACCUGCAUUCGGAAGUCUGGGCGUGGUGGCUUACAAGAAGGCUUCGUUUGCCUUUGUCAUUGUGCCUACACUGGUCAUUGGAGUCAUCUACGCCAACGUCUCUGCCAAAUUCGUCUACCACCGCAUCAUGGGCAAGUCUCGCCAUGCCCACUCCAACACCGUCAUCGGUUGGGGAGUCUGGGUCGCCGUCAUGGCAGGAAUCUGGCUCGUUGCCUUUAUCUUUUCCGAGAUUGUGCCUAGCAUGGGAGACUUUUUGUCUUUGCUUGGUGCUGCGUUUGACUCGUUUUUCGGAUUCAUCUUUUUCGCUGUGGCGUACUGGCAGAUGUACAGCGGUAAGCUGUUCAGCAAUGCGUCGAGGAGCGUCAUGACCGUUACUCAUGUGUUUAUCAUGAUUUGUGGGUUGUUCUUGUUGGGACCUGGGCUGUAUGCCGCUGUCGAGGCCAUCAUUUCUGAUUACUCGAGUGGCACUCGUCCUGCCUUUGCCUGUGCAAACUUGUCGAUUUGA
Aureobasidium uvarum is the source of this 1509-nucleotide messenger RNA. The record is from the annotation of a GenBank genome assembly. NCBI's taxonomy places the organism in Eukaryota, Fungi, Ascomycota, Dothideomycetes, Dothideales, Saccotheciaceae.